This is a messenger RNA of Acaulospora morrowiae, 214 nucleotides long. NCBI's taxonomy places the organism in Eukaryota, Fungi, Glomeromycota, Glomeromycetes, Diversisporales, Acaulosporaceae. The record is from the annotation of a GenBank genome assembly.
AAGGAGCAACUCAUUGGCUAUUGCAUUAAUAUGCAAAAGCUUGGAUUCAGAUUAACUAAAUCUGGAAUUAACCAUUGCAUAAUAGAAAUUAUAAAUCAUCAAAACAAACCACAUCUAUUUGGCGAAAAAGGAUCAGGUCAAGACUGGUGGGCUCGUUUUAUAAGAGAUCAUCCUGAGUUAUCAUUUCGUACCCCACAAGAAUUGUCUGAAGCCU